AGUCAGCUGGUGGUGCACGCUGGGGGAGGACGGCUGCUGGCGCUCCUCUGCUCUCUCUAUUGUUACUUUCUACUUGCUUUAGUGCCUCGUCUCUUAAGUCUCGCGUUUCUUCAGUGAUUAUUAUAACCAAGUGUAGUAAACCUAUCGCGUGACAUUUAUGAGAUCAGAGACAGCUGGGGGAAAGUUUUGUUUUAGCAAAGCUCGAGUGCACUCAUGUUGACAUCUGGACACAGAAAACCCGAGUGAAACUUCACAAGAGAACGGCAUGAUGCCAGGAGGGACUGAGGCAGUCGUGGAGGCGCUCCAGCAUGCUUGAGAAGUUGCGCUUGACAGGGCAGCCAGCGAGGUUAGAGUGAUGGAAGAGUCAGUUAUGGCCUCAGGUGAAGAGGUACCGGGCAGCGAGGCGACGAGGGAGCACCUGCCUGUAGGCGUCGCCGGGGAGGGCCAGGACACGGGCGGCCACCUGGGCAUGGAGGCUCUCGACAUGGGAGACGUCAAUGGCAACUCUACAAAAGGAGUGCCGACGCAGCCGCUCUCGGAGGCCCUCACCGACGCCGGCAGGUUCGCCUACUGCGGGCUGGUCACCGCCGCCCUCUACCGGCUCUUUGUCGACACCAACACACCCGACGCCGACAAGACGGCCGACACCGAUUUCGCCCUCGCUACGCUCGCCAGGCUGACCCGUCACCUGGGUCUUCCUUCUCAGGUGCGUGAGGUGAUGGAGCUGACGGUGCGCGGGGAGGUGCAGCCCGGCCCCAGCAGCGGCUACGUCACCAUCCUGAGGGAGGAGCCGCCCCUAGCCCGCUCCUGCGUCCCUGUCGUCCAGGACCUCGUCAUGUUCGCCGUCCAGGGAGGGAUUCAGUCAGGUUGCUACGACGCCAGGAUCCGGGUGCUGAUCAUGCACGUCACCUGUCUCCUCCACGUCAGCGUCGACCUCCUGGAGAUGUACGAGGAGUCGGUCCUCGAGUACCUUACCAUGGAGCAGAACCCCGUCACCGAGGAGGAAGAGAAGGAGAUGGCGAAGCGAGAGCGGUACAAGAAGAUCAAGCGGUACACUGCCAUAGGUCUGGCCACACUAGGGGGCGGGGCUGUCCUGGGCCUUACUGGCGGCCUCGCAGCCCCGUUUAUUGGCGCUGGUCUCGGCACCAUCAUUGGUGCAGGUGGUGCUGCAGCCCUGUCAUCCACUGCAGGAGUUGCAGUGGUUGGAUCAAUGUUUGGAGCAGCAGGUGCAGGUCUUACAGGAUUUAAAAUGCAAAAACGCAUUGGAGACAUAGAAGAGUUUGCCUUCGACUACCUAACUGAUGGAAGUCAUUUACACAUUACCAUUGCUAUAUCUGGUUGGCUAACAAAAGAAGGAAUUAGGGAAUUUAGUCAACCUUGGAGGAUUUUGUUUCAUUCCAGAGAGCAGUAUUGUUUGCGCUACGAGUCCCAGUACCUGCGAGAACUUGGACAAGCCAUGGAUUAUCUCCUCCAGUUUGCACUUUCCAUGGCUGUCCAGGAGACACUUAAAUACACAAUUUUAGCAGGUAUUAUAUCUGCAAUAACCUGGCCAUCAUCACUUCUGACUCUGGCAUCAGUGAUUGACAAUCCGUGGGGUGUGUGUUGUAGGAGAUCGGCAGAGGUUGGCAAGCAGCUGGCCGAGGUGCUGUCUCAGCGGCAACACGGCAAGCGGCCAGUGACACUCAUUGGAUUUUCACUUGGAGCACGAGUAAUAUAUUAUUGUCUCCAGGAACUUGGUCGUCGCAAAGGUAGUGCAGGUAUUAUUCAAGAUGCCAUACUCCUCGGUGCUCCAGUGCCUGGAUAUGCCAAAGAAUGGCAAAGUUUUAGGCAUAUUGUAUCAGGACGCAUCAUCAAUGGAUAUUGCCAGGGAGACUGGCUUCUACGCUUCCUUUAUCGGUCAUCAUCAGGGAGCUUGCGUAUUGCUGGACUAAUGCCGAUUGAUUGGCAAGAUCGAAGAAUGUUCAAUUUUGACCUCUCUGAUAUUGUCACUGGUCACAUGGAUUACGCUAAUAAAAUGGAUGUCAUUCUGCGUCUUUUGGGAAUUCGAACAAGAGAUCCUGUUAAUGAGGAAUUUCUAAGAAUGAAAAAGAGUGCAUCAGAUUAUCCAAGCCUCAAGUCAAUGCAUGGAAAGAUGACUGUGUCUGAACUACGAACAUCUACCUCGGACAGCACUCUUGUGUGCGGACGCGAUGCUCCACUUUCUCGAUCCUUUUCAUCAGAUGACCUGCAUAUAUCUAGAUCCACUUCUUCAUGUGAUCAGCAGGAUAAUGUUAAUUUGCAAGAUAUUACUAAGCACAGAACACUCUCAUCAUAUGAUCUUGCUAGCAAAAAAUGCAUCCCACUGGGAGAUAUUGGACCUCGGAGUUCUAUUUCUCACGAGUCUGUUAAAAGCUUAGCAUCCAGUGAUCAACAUGUCAAUCAAGCAGGGAUAAUUUAUGAUCAAGAAGCAAUGGAUGUUAAGGAACAAACCACAUCCAAACCAUUUUUUGGAAAUUUUCUAUCGAGGAAACACACGCAUCCACCACAAGUUGUCUACCGAGAACACCAAACACUUGCUCAAGAUAUGUUUAAACGUAGAACUAUGUCGUCUGGUAAUCUUUUCGCCACAAAGCCAGGGCAGCCGGGAAAAAUUGGACUUCAACGCUCAAAUUCUCAAGAUCAGUCAAAACAAUCUAUUUUCCAAAUAUUUUCAAGAAAACAAGAACCAAUUGAAGAAACAUAAUCCUCAAACUCUUCAGUUUUUGGUAUAGCAAACAAUUAAAUUUUAGUUUAUAACAAGUAAAAUACUCCUUUUAACUUUAAAACAUGGUAAUAAUUCGUACAUUUGGUGUUUUAUCCGUGAUUAUAAUAAAUUAAUCUGCAGCAUGAAUGAAGUAUAAAGGUAUAUCUAAGUAAAUGCUGUUAACUUUUGUCUGACAGGAACAAGUGAUAAAUGGCUAAAAACUGACUCAUUGUACAUCCCCAAACUAAUGUGUACUAUAAUACUCUAUUUAAAUUUUUUAUUUUUAUAUCAUAUACUUUAUUGGGGAAUUUUAAAAUGGUUAUUAAAAAUGUUAAGCUGUAUAUUGAAAAUUUUGCUAUAUUACGUUUACAUAUUCUAUAUUGAACCCGAUAAUUGUGCGCAACUGUACUGUAUGCAGUUGUACAUCAACUUGGAAUGCAGUAAGUGAUAACUUUGAAUUCAGGGAUGUUUUAUUAGGGAUAAAACAGUGUAAUAUUUUCCUAACCUUUGGCACUACUUAAAGUAAAUGCCAUUUACAUGUAUGAAAAGUUUUGCAUCAUCUUUAACUUCUUGUUUAAGCUUCCAAGUUAUGUUUUGUUUACUAUGAGGUUUUUAUUAUACCUUAAAUUAGAUUUUGAUUAGUUCUUCAUGAAUUUUAAAGAUAUUAUAGUUACUCAUGAAGAGCUUUUAAUGUAUUUUAGUACAGUAUCAUUAAUUUCUUAUAUAUUUUUCUUCCCAAUAUUUUGUUCCAAUGAGUAUUUACCCAGUUUCUAACCUUUGAUUUACUUAUUCACUCACCUGUGUGGGAGGUUCAGCCUCGGCUUCAACAUCCCCACCACUUAACCAUUACUUGACCAGUAUAAUGCCUUCCCGACCCCUUGGGUUUCACUGUAUUCACAUGUGAAGAUACACGUGGAGUUAGCUUCCACUGUGUCCUCUCCCAAAGUGUUGUGUAUGAUUGUUGAGGAUAGUCCUAGUUUAUUAUAUAUAUUCUUGGUUGUCCAUAGAAAGAAGUGGAAACAACUUCACUUCUUAUACGAGAGCCAAACCUGUGUGUGGAGUUCUUUACCAGAUGUUGAAAGUGGUCCUUCAUAAAUUUCAGUAAAAAGGUGUAAGUUAUUAAAUGUCUAAAGACAAUUAAUGACAUCUAAAGACAUUCAUUUAAUUAAAUGUCUAAAGACAUUUAAUGACCCAAGAGGGAUCAAGAAAUUUAAGAUAAUAGAUCAUUUAUUUUUAAUAUUACAAAUGGUAUAUAUAUAUAAUGAACUGAUACUACAUGUGAUGAGAAAUUUAUGGCUGUAUCAUUGAUUAUAUAUUUGCAUUUGCUUAAAAUUAAAAGGCUAAAUUAAAACAAAUGUAUUUACAGUACUGUACUUUUAAACCUGUCGUAUCAAUUCCUGUGUAAUCUCACAUCAGAUUUAUUCGAGCAACUACUGAGAGUUAUCUGCCCCUCUGGCAGGUUGGGACAUUACCAAGAUCUGUGUAUUUUGAAGUGACUCCAGCAUGAGUACCUGAAUAUCUUCUGCCUAGUGGCAAGUGAUUCUUGGCAAUAUAAAGGAUUGUUUUCCUUUUAAGGUGAGAUUUAAUAUCACUAAUAAUAGUGCUAUAGAAUGCUAUAUCGGUUAAAGGAAGUGUUACACUUAGCACUGAGUAGAACAGUAAGGGAUUGUUAAGCACAUUGAAAACAUUUGUUAUGCAGUGAUCUGCCAGUAUUUGCCAAGUAAGACACGAGUGCAGCCCACCACCACCACUGCUUCACUCUGUCUAAUUGUACAAUAUGGCGAGUUUUUACUAUUUUCUGGUACUUUGUACUCCUUAAACAUAAAGAUUAUCUCGGUAUUUAAUUAGACAAAAAGACACAUUCAUUUAGCUAAUGAAAGUAAAAAAACCAAAUCAGAGAAAAUGACUUGUGUGUCUCUGGAACAAAUCUUCAGUAGCUUUGUAAAAAACCUUCUAAACCAUCUCUAACUCUGGGGCCAUCAAGUGGCCUGUGAUGUAUAUUGUACAAAAUGUAUUGUCUUGAGGCUUAGUACAUAAGCUUUACCAUAUUUUAAAAUGUAUGGAUUAAAAAUAAUUGCUAACAAAAUGUUUUAUGGCAAUACUGUAUAGUGCAAACAAGUUAUUUAUACAAGAUCAGCUCGUAUUUCCAACAUGGUCUGAUACGACAGGUAUUACUGUAAGUGCAUAAUCAUUAGUUUGUAAUUAAAGUUUACUGUACAGUUCUGUGAUUUAGAAAUACUUGAAAAUUAAUGUAAUUUACAGUACAGUAUAUUUCUGGAGGGAACCUCUUCGGCUCCCUGGAGCUUAUCCAGGCUGAUAUGAAUAUAUCAGUAUAUAUAUAGACUUUGGCAUCAGUCAGUGUGAACAGAGUUCUUAGG
This is a messenger RNA of Procambarus clarkii (red swamp crayfish), 5100 nucleotides long. NCBI's taxonomy places the organism in Eukaryota, Metazoa, Arthropoda, Malacostraca, Decapoda, Cambaridae. The record is from RefSeq and is a predicted model, not a curated record.